Messenger RNA from Populus trichocarpa (black cottonwood), 3067 nucleotides. RefSeq lists its product as uncharacterized. The record is from RefSeq and is a predicted model, not a curated record. Bases 609 to 1952 code for a protein of 447 amino acids. The transcript has 3 exons. NCBI's taxonomy places the organism in Eukaryota, Viridiplantae, Streptophyta, Magnoliopsida, Malpighiales, Salicaceae.
AAUAUGGACCCAUAGGAUCUUCCCAUUCUUUGAACCUUCCUGAAAUUUCUGUAUGCAAGCACAGUAGUAGUAGCAUCGUAAACAUUGGACACUCAGAGGCAGAUGGAGAAAGGUUUCUGAGAUCUAGAGUCCUGGAUUCUCGCCUUAAUUUUAGGACAACACAGUGGGUUCUCUUGCUUCACGGGUGUUUUUAUGUUGUUGCAGAUAAGUGGCUUUGCUUUCUUCUCUAUUUGAUCAAACUUAAGCACUGCUUUUCUGUUGUCUUGUCUUGUUUUUCUUGAAUGUUCGGGUGCCUUUCCUAUUUCAUUACUUUAAAUUUCGAAGUGGGUGCCUUAAUAAUGAGUAUUUCAGUUUUUGUCUAGAGUUUAAGUUUCGAAGAUGGGUUUAUGAUUUUGUUUGGCUUGUGAGAAUCCAAGAUGCAUGCUCGAUGAUCUAGGUAACUCAAGAGGAGAAAAAAAAACGAAGAAAGAAAUGGGUUUGCUUUAUUUUAGCUUGCUCAAAGUGUAAACCAUAGAUUGCUAUCGGUUUUUUUUGCAUAGCCAAGAAGGUGAUUUGAAAGGGGGAAAGGGGUCUAUCGGUGUGAUCUAAAUUGUUGUUUUAAAUAAUAAAUGGAAGGGAAUUUGUCUCAAGGAGGUAUGAUUCCUGGCGGGGCUCCUUUUGGAGGCCCUGACUUGCAAGGAUCAAUGAGAGUUCAUCAUCAAGGGCAACAUCCACACAUUGUGCACCACCACCAGCAUCCUAUCCAUCGCCAAGGAUCUUCAACGCAUCCCUCAGUUCACGAUGGUUUUCCACUCACAAUGGGGGCCAUGCACAAAUCUGAUCAAAACAUGUCCAUGACGGAUUACAAUAAAGGAGAUGGGAGGAAAAAUUCAGUCAGUGAUGAGGAUGAGCCAAGCUACACCGAAGAAGGUGCUGAUGGUCACAGUGAUGUAAGAAGAGGGAAAAAAGGGACUCCGUGGCACCGUGUUAAGUGGACUGAUAAGAUGGUGAGGCUCUUGAUAACUGCCGUGUCUUAUAUCGGUGAGGAUGCGACUUCAGAUUGUGGUGGUGGAAUGCGUAGGAGAUUCACAGUUUUGCAGAAAAAAGGCAAGUGGAAAUCAGUUUCAAAAGUCAUGGCUGAAAGAGGUUUUCAUGUUUCUCCACAGCAGUGUGAGGAUAAAUUCAAUGACCUUAAUAAAAGGUAUAAAAGGCUCAAUGAUAUGCUUGGGAGGGGCACUUCUUGUCAGGUUGUGGAAAACCCUGCACUUUUAGAUGUUAUAGAUUAUUUAACAGAGAAGGAUAAGGAUGAUGUUAGGAAGAUAUUAAGCUCAAAGCAUCUCUUCUAUGAAGAAAUGUGUUCCUAUCAUAAUGGAAAUAGGUUGCACCUGCCUCAUGAUCCAGCUUUGCAGCGUUCCCUACAGUUGGCUCUAAGAAGUAGAGAUGAUCAUGACAACGAUGAUGUAAGGAGAAACCAGCUUGAUGAUCUUGAUGAAGAUGAUCAAGAGAUUGAAACUGAUGAUCAUGAUGAAUUUGGGGAGAAUCAUGCUUCCCAUGGGGAUAGUAGGGGCAUACAUGGGGUAUUAGGGGGUUCUGCAAAGAGACCGAGACCAGGCCAGGGCCAUGAAGAUGUUUAUUUUGGGAAUUCAUCUCAGGACCCUAAUAAAGGGUCUUCUUAUUCUCAUCCACAGAUUGCCCAAGUUGAUAUGAAUCAAGUCUCUCCUGAAAGUUCAAGAGCAUCCUGGUUGCAGAAGCAGUGGAUGGAAUCUCGCACACUUGAGUUGGAAGAACAGAAUCUAAAAAUUCAACAAGAGAUGCUGGAAUUGGAAAAACAGCGAUUCAAAUGGCAAAGAUUUAGUAAGAAAAGAGACCGUGAACUAGAAAAACUGAGGAUGGAAAAUGAGAGGAUGAAGCUUGAGAAUGAGCGGAUGACAUUAGAGUUGAAACGCAAGGAAAUGGGUGCUGAUUUUAAUUGAUUUUCCGGUCAUGUCAAUUUUGUUCAUCUCAAUAGCUGGACUUGCAUGCAAAUCAAUUUUCUGUUUUUGGUUUAGAGAGGAAAAAGAUGUUUCACUUUUGGGAGAAGCCAGAGUGUGCAGGACUUGACCUUGAUUGGUGAUUAGUUGGCGAUGAGCUGCAGCUGAACUGGACUGAUUGUUAGUACUAGAUGAAUUGUUCAUUCAUGGCGACAUGGUGUGAUCGAACAAUUUUUGUGUGGAAGAGUAUUGGUCUGGUUCUGAAAUAUGGCACACUGCCAUCUUUGAGGAGCUUGGUUGAUGGCUCAGUGCCCUAAAAAAAGCCAAGCUUUUGGGUUGCAUAGUGGUCUUUCAUUUCUCAUUGGGUACAGAGUUGCAAACAAGUGUGAAUAUCAAUUGGUGCUUGGCGUGUACUAUUUCUGCUGUUAAAAGUACUGUUGGAGCAACAAUACUUGUUCCUCUGUUUGUUGACAAUUACUGGCAGUCGAAACUUGAGUUACCGAGGAUCAGAGACCAAUUGCCAGUUGGUCUGAUGACACUGCCCCCCCUUGAAAUCAAGAUGGAGUUUAUGAUCCUGGAUAGUUUGAGUGGUCAAAGAAAGCAUAAAGAGAAUAGUUUUUUUGGCAGCUAUAAAUCACUCGCUUGAACCAAAUCUAUCAAAUGGAGUCGAGUUCACUUGAUGUAGAUCAUAUUAUUGAAUGAUGAAGGCCUAGACUGUAACCAGUUUGUCCUCACCUGCUCAACUGACUAUCAUCCAUAAUUAAAAUUAAAAUUCUUGAUAUCUCUUGCAGAAUCGUACAUCAUAACUCUAUGAUGUGGGACAAUAAACUAAAGAAAGAUAGAAGUAGAGAAAGAAAAGAAGCCAAGGUUAAAAGCAAGGAAAGAAAAGCUAGGAAAAAGAGAGAAUUGUAAAGGAAAUCACGUAGUUGUAACUGCAUUGAUCUCUAUCACUAGAUCAGCAGUAACAGUUAUUGAUUUCUAUUCUUAGAUUAGCUAUAUCUUAUCUCCUGUAUCACUCUCAUCUUAUCUUACGUUGUAUAGUCCUACAUAUACUGCACUUCUCCAAUCCUAUAAAUAUAGGAUGCAUUGUUAAUAAAGAAUUUGUCUUUUCUGUAAAA